AUGAACGGAAAUUUCAAUAGCUCGUUACCACAAGCAGGUGGCGCCACGGUUACAACACCUGCUUCAAAUAUCCAACAACAGGGCCAACAACAGUAUCUACAGCAACCACAGGCACAACAGGGACAGCAACAGCAGCCAUAUGGAUCUUAUUACUUGUAUAAUCAGCAGAAUCCCCAACAAUCGGACUAUUCAUCAUAUAGACAACAGUACCAAUAUCCCGCAUCUCAGUCUAAUUAUUAUCAGCAACCUGGUCAAUUGUCUCAGCCUCAAUAUAGUUCGGGGCGUAACUAUACUAGUGCACCAACCGUGCCUCAACCACCGGCUGUUCCACAAUUAUCAACAUCUGUAACUUCUUCAGUUCAACAACCACAGUCAACAACCACAGGAGCAACAGUAGCAGGAGCAGGAGCAGCAGCAGCACCAACACAAUCGACACCACUACAAGAUACGCUAAACCCAACAAGCACUUCUACAGUCGGACAGUUUCAACCACCAGGAAUCAGACCUAGAGUGACAACAACAAUGUGGGAGGACGAAAAGACACUUUGUUAUCAAGUUGAUGCCAAUAACGUAUCUGUUGUUCGUAGAGCCGACAACAAUAUGAUAAAUGGAACCAAGUUGUUGAAUGUGGCACAAAUGACUAGAGGUAGAAGAGACGGAAUAUUAAAACUGGAGAAAGUGAGACAUGUGGUAAAGAUUGGUUCAAUGCAUUUGAAAGGAGUUUGGAUUCCAUUUGAGAGGGCGUUGACAAUGGCACAGCGCGAGAAUAUCGUUGAUUUGUUGUAUCCGUUGUUUGUCAGGGACAUUAAGCGUGUUAUACAAACCGGUGUUACUCCAAAUGCAGGAGCCGCAGGAGCCGCAGCCGCAGCAAGCAAUAGCGGCUCUUCUACAGCUGCACCAACUACUGCAAACACCGACACCACUGCAUCAUCCACCACUGCAGCCACAAGUCCUUCCACUAGUAAAGUAACUGCUUCAUCGAAUCCUCAGCAGUCACAAGCUAACUACUACCAGAAUUACAACCAACAGCAAUAUCCACAAUCCUACAGUCAAUAUAAUAGUAGUGUACAACAACCACAACAACAACCACAACAUCAUCAACAACCACAACAGCAACCACAACAACAACAACAGCCGGCUGCUGAACACCCUUACCCUCAACAACAGCAACAAAUAUAUAGCAACUAUCAACAAGGAGGCUAUUAUCCAAAUACCUCCACCGGGAAUGCAUCAUCUGGUACGGGCCAAUAUUAUCCAUAUCAAAACUACAACAACAAUUUCCCUCAACAGGGAAACUAUAAUUAUGCAUAUACUCCGCAACAGCAGCAGCAACAAUCACAAGCAGUAGGUGCAACGACGAAUGGAACUAGUAGGUCCACGGCUGCGUCGACGCAACAAUCACCGCAAACUAACGUGCAAGCGCCGUCGUUGGCACAAUCUUCCCCACAACAAGCACAAGCAGCUGUAGCGGCCAAAGAAGAGAAGUAG
This is a messenger RNA of Lodderomyces oxycetoniae, 1488 nucleotides long. It is a transcript of the gene EFG1, whose product is annotated as KilA-N domain-containing central transcriptional regulator EFG1. Gene Ontology annotation, biological process: positive regulation of transcription by RNA polymerase II. Lineage: Eukaryota; Fungi; Ascomycota; Pichiomycetes; Serinales; Debaryomycetaceae. Bases 1 to 1488 code for a protein of 495 amino acids. The record is from RefSeq and is a predicted model, not a curated record. The transcript has a single exon. Gene Ontology annotation, cellular component: nucleus. Gene Ontology annotation, molecular function: DNA-binding transcription factor activity; sequence-specific DNA binding.